Molecule: messenger RNA, 600 nt
Organism: Suillus fuscotomentosus
Lineage: Eukaryota; Fungi; Basidiomycota; Agaricomycetes; Boletales; Suillaceae
Exons: 5
Coding region: 1-600 (199 amino acids)
Source: RefSeq, a predicted model, not a curated record
AUGGAUGCCCGAGAAGAUCUACCUAAAAUAUCAGUGGAGACUGAACAGGACUGGCGACGUCUUCAGCGAAAUAUAUCAACUGCUUUCCUGGAUAGAUUGGACUUGGAACUUGAAUCUCAGGGUGUCAGCCAAGACAGGGAAUCAUUUCUGCCUCACAUAAAUCAAUUCCUUGACACACUUUUUGCGAUAACUAGACCAAAUCUUCGUAUCAACGGACGCACCACCGAAGAACCAUACGAUGACGACGAAGGGAUGGAGCCUUUUGAUGAAGCUCUUGAUCGACAUAUUUGGUCGCUUUCCGAUCAGCGACUGAAGUGGGAUAGGGAAAUUGGAGGUCGCCGUCGGACGCGUCCCACCGAAGUCGAAGCCACGAUUCAGGGGGUUUACACUCAGCAUGGUGACAUUGACAUGAGUAUCGAUGCGAAUCAGGAAUCAUAUCUCUCAGAUCUAGAUGGCAGCCAACUUGAUCCUGCGAUAGAAGAGACUUUCGUGAAUGCUAUUACUAUGUCAGCUCAGCUUUCUCAGUCUAUUUCCAUGCAGUAUGAACGAGCAAACAGAUUUUCUGCUGUUUCGACCGAGGUCAAGGCACUGAAACCUUGA